CUCGCGCAAUGCAUAUUUCAAUUUUCAAGCAAGCCUCGAUUUCAUCGAACAAAAAAAAAACAUAUAACCUGCUUUAUUUUCAUCUUCUGGAUUUCUCUCUCUCUCCACCCCCCGAGCUUUUAUCUCUCCGAAAUAUCUAAUCAAUGAGUGCUCUACCAAAUUCUUUGGUUCUAACAAAGAGUUCUUCAAUCCAUCUCCCAACUGGGGAUCAAUGUAUUAGAAGUGUGGGCUCCACCAACUUGUCAUGCAGUCCAUGUGCAGGAAAAGUACAAUUUCCCACUUCCAGAAGGGCACUUACAAUUCAAGCAGGGUAUAGGGACGGAGGCAGGCCCGGCAGCACUAGCAUCUUUGUCGGUGGGUUUGUUUUGGGAGGAUUGAUUGUUGGCACACUUGGUUGUGUGUAUGCACCUCAGAUCAGCAAGGCACUUGCCGGAGCUGACAAAAAGGAUUUAAUGAGGAAAUUGCCCAAAUUCAUAUAUGAUGAAGAGAAAGCUUUGGAGAGAACACGGAAAAUACUGGCUGAAAAGAUUGAACAGUUGAACUCUGCUAUAGAUGAUGUUUCUGCUCAGCUGCGACCUGAAGAUUCCCUGAACGGAGUGGCUGUGAACUCAGAUGAAGUUGAAACUGUCAUAUAA
Messenger RNA from Ilex paraguariensis (yerba mate), 635 nucleotides. The record is from the annotation of a GenBank genome assembly. Lineage: Eukaryota; Viridiplantae; Streptophyta; Magnoliopsida; Aquifoliales; Aquifoliaceae.